Molecule: messenger RNA, 1153 nt
Organism: Truncatella angustata
Lineage: Eukaryota; Fungi; Ascomycota; Sordariomycetes; Amphisphaeriales; Sporocadaceae
Product: Aminoacyl-tRNA synthetase
Exons: 4
Coding region: 168-974 (268 amino acids)
Biological process (GO): valyl-tRNA aminoacylation
Cellular component (GO): cytosol
Molecular function (GO): ATP binding; valine-tRNA ligase activity; aminoacyl-tRNA deacylase activity
Source: RefSeq, a predicted model, not a curated record
CAUCUACUGACUCCAUAGGUUGCAUAAUCGCUGUGGAGUCGGCUUGGUAUGAAUAGUGGGAGAAAGAGGGUUUCUUCAAACCCCAAUUCAAAGCCGAUGGAUCCGUAAAGGAUGAGGGACAUUUCACCAUCGUUAUCCCGCCACCUAAUGUUACAGGAGCAUUGCACAUGGGUCACGCGCUGGGCAACUCGCUGCAGGACGUCAUGAUUCGAUGGGCCCGUAUGCAUGGUAAAAAUACAUUGUGGCUGCCUGGCUGUGACCACGCCGGCAUAGCCACCCAAAUUGUGGUCGAAAGGCGACUGAAGAAGGUCGAGAACAAGAUCCGUCAUGUUUUGGGCCAGAAAGCCUUUAUCAACCGCGGUUGGGAAUGGAAAGGCGAAUAUCACACUAAGAUCAACAAGGCGCAACGCAAGAUGGGUGGUUCGACCGAUUGGUCUCGCGAGGCUUUCACCAUGGACCCCAAUCUUUCGGCCGCCGUUGCUGAAACCUUCGCCAAACCCCACGAAGAAGGCAUCAUCUACAGAGCCAACCGCCUGGUCAACUGGUCAAAUGAGCUGACCACUGCUGUCUCAAAUCUAGAGGUUAACAACAAGGAUGUCGAGGGACGCACCUUGCUAGAAGUCCCGGGUUACACGAGCAAGAUUGAGUUUGGUGUCGUUAUCCACUUCAAGUAUCCCGUUGAGGGCAGCGGUGAGUUCAUUGAGGUCGCGACGACGCGUGUCGAGACCAUGCUAGGUGACACGGGCAUCGCCGUUCACCCUGACGAUUCGAGAUAUUCUCACCUCCAUGGCAAAUAUGCUAUCCACCCUUUCAUUGAAGGAAGAAAAAUGCCUAUUGUCGCUGACACAUACGUUGAAAAGGAUUUCGGCACAGGCGCCGUCAAGAUCACUCCUGCGCAUGACCCCAACGAUUUUGCUCUUGGACAGCGACACAACAUCGAGCUCAUCAAGCCUCAAACUGCCGAGAAUAGCUAGUUUAGAUGGAUGGAGGAUAUCAAUGACUGGUGUCUGUCUCGUCAGCUCUGGUGGGGACAUCAAUGCCUUGUCUAUUUCGCUCAUGUCGAGGGGGAGACAAACGAUGAAUUUGAUGGGAAGAUGUGGUUCCCAGGCCGCACGGAGGAGGAGGAGGCGCACAUCAAGGCUUCCAAGGCCCU